Molecule: messenger RNA, 4854 nt
Organism: Dermacentor albipictus
Lineage: Eukaryota; Metazoa; Arthropoda; Arachnida; Ixodida; Ixodidae
Source: RefSeq, a predicted model, not a curated record
GAGCGUGACGGACGUGCGAUGACGGGCUCCGUCGGAGCGGCUACAGCGGCUAUUGCCAGCCGCGGCAACAGGAACUUUUCAUCUGAAGAAGGCUACGAGUUGAUUUUGCCGAAUUUGCCAACAGGUCGUUUUGUUGUUAAUACAGUUUUUCUUCACGGAGAUGUUCAAGCGCGGCCUUACCGAGUCGAAGAUUUUCGCGACGCGUUGUCUGGUAUGUCGCUGCUUCCUGAAGUGAUCGCCUUAGGGGCGUAUCGGAUGAGCCACGUGUGGGCCGUAACCUUCAGUAAUGCCGAAGCCGUGAAGAAGUUACUCGCCGCGAGUGAAUUGAAGGUCAAGGGCCGGCGCUGCGUCGUCAUUGAUCCUGGAAACCAAGAUGUAAAGAUGAAAGUGCACUGGCUGUUGCACAACGUUCCAGAUGAUGACGUGCGGGUGGCCUUCCUUCCUUAUGGAAAAGUGACAGACAUUAGCAGAGAGCGGUGGCGAGUACACGGAAUCAGUGACAAGGGGUCCACAACCAGGUUGGUGUCCAUGCGUCUCAAGGCAGGCGUUAAGCUGGAAGAUCUACCACACCAGCUGAACGUCGCAGGUGAACAAGCUUUGGUGGUCGUAUCAGGCCGUCCGCCGAUGUGCCUGCGCUGUCAUGCAACGGGGCACAUUCGCCGCGACUGCCGGGUUCCAAAAUGCAGUGCCUGCCGUAGAUUCGGACAUGAAGAAGGUCAAUGCCCUAAAACGUACGCCAGCGUCGCUGGGCCUACGAGUGGCGAGGAUUCAUCCGAACUUCUCAUGGAUGAAAACGACGCUGAAGAAGCUUCGAAGCCGUCAAAAGACACCACAGUCCGCAAAAUGGUAACGCUGGCAGCCAACAAACCCUUUUUGGAGGAAAGGCGUCAACCAGCAGAGCGCGAACGGGAUACCAAAGACCAGGCCAUGGAAAAAGCCACCACAUCGAAGGACGCCUGUCAACCUAUCAGCGAGGAUACAAAAGUGGAAGAAACCCAAGAGACCUGCAUGGACGUCGUCGAAAGCCUCACUGGACAGUCCACCAAGCGGCCAUUGGAGGAGAGCGUCGAGGAAGCAGACAAAGGAGUUGAAGAGACAGAACCACCGCCGAAGGGACUCGGCAUAAGACGGUCUUCAGUGAAGCAGAGGCCGAAUUUUUCCGCUGAGCGGCGGCCGGCGGAAAAACCUCCGUCUUAACGCCGACUCUCCGCGCAGCGCAACCUUUUGGGGUCUUCGGGAAGACGUGGGGACUCUGAGCAAACUCAUUUGCAAGUGUCGUGAAGCCUUCCGGUUAGAAGAUGCCUAUAGCGCACAUUGUGCUGCAUACGUGAUGUGUCUACAAGGUUCAUCUUCGCUGUAAGUGUUAUACUAUGCUAACAAAUUUUUCAGAUUCUAAAGGGGUACUGUAAUGCGAUCAUUUUGCAGAAUAUAUAAAAAGAAAUGGCGUUAAAAUCAGGCACAGCACUACGCAUAGCGACGAUAAAUGUCAGAGGUCUGGCGUCUAGGAGACGUCAGUACCAGCUUAGUCGCCUGCUGUUAGAAAAUGAGCUGGAUAUCGUAGCAGUUCAAGAGACAAAGGUAGAAACGCAGGAACAAAGUGAUCGCAUGGUAUCACCUUUUAGAAAUCGGUACAAUGUUGCCAUAAGUCAUGCAGUAGGCUUGUCAGCAGGUUGUGCUCUAUUUCUUCGAAAUUCUAUUGAGAUUGUUGAGGAAUCUUUGAGUGUCAGUCAAAGUGGUCGUUAUAUUGUUUGUGAUUUCACCUUCGCAAUGAAAAAUUGGAGGGUGAUUAACGUGUACGCACCAAACAAGGAACAUGACCGGCGAGUGUUCUUUGAGGAAAUGGAAAAACACCUGCUAUGCGAUAAGCUGGUCAUAUUACUGGGUGAUUUCAACUGUGUUUGUGAACCAGAAGAUAGAGUGAACAAACGACCUAUUCGAGAUAAAAGUGCAAUAUUUUUAAGCGCAAUAGUGGGUGAACACAAUUUAGAUGACGUGGGGUCUUUGUUUUCAUGUAACUUCCCCCAGUUCACUCAUUUUCAAGGAAAUAGCCACGCUAGACUAGAUAGAGCUUAUAUAUCGACAGCUCUUGUACCUUUGUGCAGUAAUUACACAGUCAAUCAUGUUUCUUUCAGCGACCACAGCUUAGUGUCUUUCUCGCUUGGAGCAGAAAAAAGAAAAAGUACAUUUAAUUGGCAGCUCUGGAAACUUAAUGAUAAUCUAUUGGAUGACAAACCUUUCGUAGAUUACGCAAUGGAAAACCUUAAUGACUUACUUGAAGAUCACCAGAACAUAAUUGGCAGAUGGGAGCUUUUCAAAGAAAAAAUAAAGAUUAAGGCGAUAGAACGGGCUUCUGCACUUAAGCACAGUAAAAUAAAACACGAAAAAGAACUGCAAGCCCAGUUAGACUUCUUGAUCAGCCAAGAAAGUGUUACCCCCGGCCUGCGCAGUAAAGAAAUUCGAGACGUCAAGCGACAACUUGAGCUUAUCGAUGUCGAAAAUUAUAGAGGAGCAGUGAUACGGGCUCGUGCAGAGCAUUUGUGGAUGGGCGAAACGCCCACCAAACGCGCCCUUAGUGACGAAAAAAGAUACGCGACCAAAAAAGAAAUCAAAGAAAUAAGGUACCGAGGUGUAGUCACAGAUAAGAAAAGUGAUAUAGAAGACGCUUUCGUAGAGCACUUUCGGAAAUUGUUUGGUGAAAGGAAAGAAGUAAACAAGGGAUUUGUAAACGCUUUUCUUCCACUUAUGCCGCAACUAGAUGAAAAUGCAAAAUCAGUCCUAGAAGCCUCAAUUACAUUAAAGGAAAUUGAAAAAUCAAUCGAUGAUUUGAACCCCGGAAAGUCGCCCGGUCCCGAUGGACUGGGUUCAGCGUUUUAUAAGAAAUUUAAAACUCCUAUAGCUAAGGCAUUGCAUGCGGUAAUACAAGAGGCAUAUGACAUAGAAGAGCUUCCCCUUUCCUUCCGUCAAUCACAUAUCAUUCUCAUUCCUAAAACGGACGACCGACUUAAGCAAUUAUUGGUAGGUUCUUACCGGCCAAUUACCCUCUCUAACGUAGAUUACAAGAUAUUCAUGAAGGUCUUGGCAAGAAGAUUACAAGGUUUUAUUAAAGAUAUAGUCGGACCACACCAGACGUGCGGAAUUAAAGGUAGGAGCAUAACGACGAACAUUCAUAUAGCAAGAAAUAUUUUGGAGUGUUGUGAUGUUUUUUCCAACCAUGUGGCAAUGCUCCAAAUAGAUCUGGAAAAAGCUUUUGACCUUGUUACGCACGAAAUAUUGUUUGCCAUUAUGGAAUAUGUAAAUGUAGGGAAAAUAAUACUGGAAGGUGUAAAAAUGUCGUACACUGGAUGCUCUGCCUCAAUUAUAAUUAACAAACAAGUCAGCAAAAGCAUCCAUGUCGUCUCUUCGGUGAAACAAGGGUGUCCUCUGUCGUCACUACUUUUUAGCAUUUAUUUAGAGCCAUUUUGUUUAAAGAUUAUUCAAAAUGAGGAAAUAAGAGGCUUUCGUAUUAUGGCUUGUGAAGUCAAAAUAUUAUCUUACGCCGACGACAUAGCUGUUUUCUGUACCGAUAGAGAAAGUGUAACAAAUGCGAUAAAAGAUGCCACAGCUUUCUGUCAAUACACAGGGAGCAGAAUAAACUGGAAUAAAUGUCAGGGUUUCUGGCAUGGUGAAUGGGAAAGUGUGCCAGUCACGUACGCCAACAUUCAGUGGACGACUACUCCAAGUAAAUACCUAGGCGUACCACUACAACACUACAAGGAUACACAAGAAUACUGGAAAGAACAGACAGACAAGGCUCGAGAGAAAACACAAAAAUGGGGAGGACGAGACCUAUCAAUUUUUUCCCGUGCCACAGUGUGUAACAUUUUUAUUAUUGCUCGAGUAUGGUAUGUUUUGCAAGCGUUGCACAUGUCGCGCAUGAGUAUUCAACGACUGCACAGAGUGUUGGCUGUUUUUGUAUGGAACUCAUCGUGGGAAAGGGUGAGCCGCACAAAUUUGUUCCUUCCAGUGCGAUCGGGAGGACUGGGUUUGAUUCAUUUGUUCGUGAGACAAAUUGUCUCUAGGUUCGUAUAUUAUCGCAAUGAAAGAAAUCCUUUUUUAAGAAGUGUUAUGCAAGUGAGAUUGGCGAACGCAUUGCCAGAUGUCAUUGUGUCAUCAUGCGCCCAUAUGCAACGCAAUGUCCGCGGAUACAUGCAUGAAAUUGUUGCGGCUGUGCAGUUUCUAAAAGUAAGAUUUUCAAUGGAAUAUCUCAGCGAGGUCAAGAGAAAACGCCUCUACAAAGAUCUAAUUGAUGUGAUGAUGCCUGUUCCCUUGUAUCGAAGGAUGUACAAUCCUGGGCCAGGCAGCAAUGUGUUAAAAAGGGUUAAAAGUAUGACUAUCCGAUCGUCAGUCAAAACUUUCUUUUUCAUGCUCCAUAGUGGCACACUUUCUACAAUACCGUGGCUAAAGGAAAAAGGGUUGUUGGUACCAUGGUCGGUUGACUGUGUAAUAUGCAAAAGGCCUGAAACAAUCGAGCACAUGUUUCUCGAUUGUUGGGAUGCCGUAUUCUUAUGGGACAUCUUGCAAAGAACCCUGAAAAAGGAACUGCCGCUUACACCCUACGGCAUUCGAUUUCUUCCCGUCGAAAGCGAAGGUGUGCCGUACGAUAUGCUAAUGAUUCUAGUAAUGCACAGUGUUUGGAAAACCAGAAUGUCGGUGCGUAAUGCAGACGUCAACGCGAGGUCAGCCCGGGACAACUUCAACGAAAGCAUCGCAUAUUUACGAGAUGUGUACAAACAGAAGGAAGAAAAGCCAGAUUGGUGUGUUUAUCUGGACGAACUCCUGACCGUAAAGCGUUUUUUACCCACUUAUGCUAGCCAG